GAUUUGAAAUCUCAUCUCAUUAUCUGUAGCCGCUUUAUCCUGUUCUACAGGGUCGCAGGCAAGCUGGAGCCUAUCCCAGCUGACUACGGGCGAAAGGCGGGGUACACCCUGGACAAGUCGCCAGGUCAUCACAGGGCUGACACAUAGAUAAACAACCAUCCACACUCACAUUCACACCUACGGUUAAUUUAGAGUCACCAGUUAACCUAACCUGCAUGUCUUUGGACUGUGGGGGAAACCGGAGCACCCGGAGGAAACCCACGGGGAGAACAUGCAAACUCCACACAGAAAGGCCCUCGCUGGCCACGGGGCUCGAACCCGGACCUUCUUGCUGCAAGGCGACAGCGCUAACCACUACACCACCGUGUUGCCCGCUGAUUUGAAAUAUAAAUAUAUAUAUUUUAAAGAGUAAUAAUAGAAGUAUGAAUGAAAAUAGUGUAAAAUCCCACAAUUUGCCCUGUUCUCUGUAACUGGUACAUUCUAUUUGUUGUUUUUCAAUGGAAAAAUUGAAGCAUUGAAGUAUCACACCCAAGGCAGAUGUUUCUCCUGUGAGUUUUUUUUUCACGCUUUAUUCGAUAAAAUACAGAUAUAUUAUUAGUGUAUGUUAAACAAAGUUAAUUAAAAAAAUUAUUUAAAUCUAUUUAGAACAGUACAAAUAUCUGUGAUGAUAAUGAAUCCUCUCGCGAUAACAGAAAAAGUGGACGUUAAAGUUUCCGUCCCAACAUGUACUCUCGCGAUAACAGAAGGGUUGACUCCCCCUCCCCGUUCAGCUGUCGAACUCUCGCGAUAAUUCGGCUCGCUCUCGAAGCGAGUCCGGGAACUGUAGCGGAUGUUGAUGUUUUGCUCGGCACUGUGUGUGUGUUCCGCCAGAAAAUCUCGUUUAUGUGGCGUUUCAUGAAACCCAGCGUUGAAUUCGAUUGUUCUGAGUGACCUGUGCGGAAAGCCGAGUCUCUCCCAGGAAGCAGGAGGCCGAGAGACCGGCCAUGAUGGAGGACUUUGAUGAGAUUUACGAGGAGGAGGAGGAGGAAGAAGAAGAAGAGGAGGAUGAAGGCCGGGCGGCAGAGGAGCAGCUGCUUAAAUUCGGCCCGGAACCGGUGCUGGUGCGCGGAGCAGGCCGAGCCACUGUGUUUGGACUCAGCAAUAAAUUUGAGACAGAGUUUCCCUCAGCACUCACAGGGAAGGUGGCACCGGAGGAGUUUAAAGCCAGUAUAAGUCGUGUGAACGGCUGUCUGAGGAAGACGCUGCCGGUGAACGUGCGCUGGCUGCUAUGUGGCUGUUUGUGCUGCUGCUGCACGCUGGGACUCAGUCUGUGGCCCGUCAUCUGCCUCAGCAAACGCACACGCAGAUCCAUAGAGAAGUUACUGGAGUGGGAGAACAACCGCCUUUAUCAUAAGUUGUGUUUGCAUUGGAGGCUGAGCAAAAGGAAGUGUGAAACCAACAACAUGAUGGAAUAUGUUAUCUUAAUAGAGUUUCUCCCCAAGAUUCCCAUCUUCAGGCCGGAUUAGCAGCCGCUCAUGCUGUCUUCUGCCUAAGGUGCCUUCCUCUGGUACUCUCGCACUUCCCUCGCGCCGGACUAUAAACUUGUCCUAUAUAUACAUUAUAUAUAAACACAUAUACAUGGACAUGUACGCUGCUUCUCCCACACUCUCUGCUGUUUACACACCUGUGUAACGCCCUCUCGCCGCUCCCUCACUGCUGUGUUCAGAGCCACCUGAGAACACCAUGGUCCUGCAGCACAAGGCUCUGAGCCAACGGCAGCCGUGUUGUGAAGCUGGAUAUGACGGAGGAAUGGGGAUUACCAUAGAAACGGAGCAACGAUGAAAGAAAAAAAAACGAAUGUCGUCUUUUUUUCAGCACAGAGCAAACAGCAUCGCCACAUCAUCAAGAGUAGAGGGCGGUGCUUAUGUUUCAUCAGCCAAUCAGAAAACACAAUCAUGUGACAUCACCAUGGUAUAAUAAUUCGCCGGAAGUGAUCCAAAUGGGAGCUAUUUGUUGAGCUACUGCUAAAGAAGUAAAAUUGCACAACCAGACUAGCUUGGCUAAGAUUGCCAAACUAAAUUCAUGCUCACAAUACAGGUUUCUGAUGCCUAGCAUAUGUUUGCUGUAAAUUUGACCCAGACUAUUCGGUAACUGGGCGGCACGGUGGUGUAGUGGUUAGCGCUGUCGCCUCACAGCAAGAAGGUCCGGGUUCGAGCCCCGGGGCCGGCGAGGGCUUUUCUGUGCGGAGUUUGCA
This is a messenger RNA of Neoarius graeffei (lesser salmon catfish), 2233 nucleotides long. RefSeq names its product cysteine-rich hydrophobic domain 2 (gene chic2). The record is from RefSeq and is a predicted model, not a curated record. The coding region runs from base 984 to 1505 and encodes 173 amino acids. The transcript has 6 exons. Lineage: Eukaryota; Metazoa; Chordata; Actinopteri; Siluriformes; Ariidae.